Molecule: messenger RNA, 1881 nt
Organism: Thalassophryne amazonica
Lineage: Eukaryota; Metazoa; Chordata; Actinopteri; Batrachoidiformes; Batrachoididae
Product: interferon-inducible GTPase 5-like
Exons: 3
Coding region: 171-1370 (399 amino acids)
Cellular component (GO): membrane
Molecular function (GO): GTP binding
Source: RefSeq, a predicted model, not a curated record
UUUUCUUGCAGGUGGAUCCGUCAUCUUCAUGUUUUCUGGCAGCCUGUUUGUUCAGUAUCACAUUUGUCGCUGUGACGACUAAAACUCACGCAAACGCUUGGUAGACAACUAGACGCGUCUCUUCAUUAUUUUUCAGUUCUUCAGAAGACACCUGAUUUACAAGCCUGGCCAUGGAUGACCUACCUGCUCUCCCAGAAGAAACCCAACUAAUGAAUGAAAUUAAACAUGCAAUGAAGGAAAGUUCUGCUGCAGGGGCAAAAAAGAUCCAAGAGUAUCUUGAAAAACUGAAUAAUACUCCACUAAAUAUUGGUGUCACAGGAGAGUCAGGUGCUGGUAAAUCCACCUUCAUUAAUGCCUUCAGAGGUAUAAAAACCAGCGAUGAGAGAGCUGCUCCUGUUGGUUGUACCAAAACCACCAUGGAGGUUAAACAAUACGCUCAUCCAACUCACCCAAGCAUCAUACUGUGGGACAUGCCUGGUAUAGGCACCAUGAAGUUCCCAGCCAGCAAGUACUUGAAGCAAGUCGGUUUUGAAAGGUUUGAUUUUUUCAUCAUCAUCUCAGCUGGCCGAUUCAGAGAAAAUGACGUGAAGAUCGCUUUGGAGAUUCAGAAAAUGGAGAAAAAGUUCUACUUUGUUCGCUCAAAGAUUGACCACAGCUUAUGUGAUGCAGAAGAAGAUGAGUCAGACUUCACUGAAGAAAGGACUCUGAGGACAAUCAAAGAAGACUGUCUCCAAAAUCUGCAGAAACUUGGUUUCCAGUCUCCACAGGUCUUCUUGAUCUCCAGCCGUAAACUCCACCUCUAUGAUUUUCCUCACUUACAUGACACUUUGGAGAGAACACUUUCUGCACACAAGCGUCAUGUUCUGCUGCUGGGCAUGCCCAUCAUCAACUCUGACAUCAUCGAAAAGAAAAAAGAGGCCUUUCAGUACCAGAUUAAAUACAUGGCUACUUUAUCUGGAGCUGUAGCAUUAGUACCAGUUCCAGGUCUUUCUGCAGGUGUUGAUUUAGGCUUAAUCACUUCUUAUGUCAGAAAGUAUCAAGUUGGCUUUGGUCUUGACAAGACAUCAUUGAAGAAUCUGUCUCAAACCACACAUGUACCUUUGAGGGAACUUGAACAAGUGAUGACGUCACCACUGGCUGGAAAGAAUAUUUCAGCAAGUGUUUUAAAAGAUAUACUCAUCAACUCUGCCACCCAUGUUGUAUUAAUAACAAUUGAGGAAGGGCUCAGAUUUCUUCCAGUCUUCAGUUUUGUCAGUGGAGUGGUCUCUUUUGUGUCAACCUACCAAUCUCUGAGGUUUUUCCUCAACAUGCUCGCUGAAGAUGCAAAGAAUGUAUUCAAAAAAGCUCUCGGCCUGAAUACAUCAGUGUGAUGUUUUAACUCGCAUCAUCACAGCCGGGCAACUCCGCCCCCAUGAUCAGAGUGCAUAGGGAGGUUAGACAUGCACAUAUUAUAGUCCAUAAAUAUUUGGACACCAUCAAAUGGUGUGGGGGUUUGCUGUAGGUCAGAAGGUGAUCUUUGUUUUAAUCUGGCGGUAACAUGUGGCUUCUUCUCAAAAAGUACUUUGAGAUGUUGACAAACUCUGAUCUGGCCUUUAAAAAAGUAAAUUAAUUGAUUAAUUGUAGAUAAUGUUUUGUGAGAAUAAGAUGUUGUUGGUGAUUAUUGAUCUUUUUUAUGUACAGAUGCUGCUGGACUAUUUUUUUUUAAAGCUUGAUGUACUUUCCUGAUUUAUUUGAACACAACUGAGCAAGUCUGAACCUUAUGAUGAGAACACACUGCUUUAGAAUAACUAGAAUAAAAUAUUUUAAAUCAGCAUGCUUUAAUUUUAACUUUUAAGACUUUUGUGAUUGAAUAGUAAUUGUAUUGUCAUAGUGAUAAAUGUU